AUGCGCUGGGGCCGUCAUGGUCUCGCUGUAAGCUCUCAGACACCUGCCAUGCCGUCAUCGACGCGUGUGCAUUCGCCGCUGCGAGACGGCUGGACAGCUGCCCACUUCCAUCCACAGGUGUGACAACAUUCCUCCUCGAACGCCCCGGUGAAGUGGCGUGUGAUGCAAUGUGUGCAGGUGUAUGUGGUGCUUGUGGCGGCGGCGCCUGUGGCGGCGGUGCCCGAGUGGAUGGAAUGGAGUAGCAGCAGCAGCAGCAGAUGGUUCAUGUGGUGCAUGGCCAUGAUCAGCAGCAGCUGCUUCAUGUAA
Messenger RNA from Vitrella brassicaformis, 306 nucleotides. The record is from the annotation of a GenBank genome assembly. Lineage: Eukaryota; Vitrellaceae.